This is a messenger RNA of Cladocopium goreaui, 2454 nucleotides long. Lineage: Eukaryota; Dinophyceae; Suessiales; Symbiodiniaceae. The record is from the annotation of a GenBank genome assembly.
GAGGACUAUCAGCAUCAGCAACACCUACCCGAGCUCUGCGAGAUCUACAAGGACACCUGCGGUUGGUUCUACACCUACUUCAGGGACAAGGCCAACAUCUGGGGGAUCGGUUCGAUCCAGAGGAGGCCCUGCCCGACCUUCUUCGAGCCAGAGCCUGAGCCCGAGGUUCGAGAGGACUUGGACGCUCGGCGAAGCUUCAACGAAAAGCUCCAGGCGGUAAUCACCCUUGCUCCUCAAGUUGGUCAUUGCUUCUUGGAGAUUGGCUACCUGUACGGCCGACAAGAGCUCAGACGAAGAGAGAUUCAGUUGCUUGGUGCUGAAGGCCGACCUUUGGGUGAGUUGCCUGUGGAAUUGGAGUUCCGCGAGUGCGUGAUUCGCCUCAAGGAGGAGAAGAAUGGUGUUGAUCCUGAACGUGAUGGUUUUGGACUUCCAACGUUUGAUGAGGAGUCAGCCAGCGAGGGUCCUGACUCUGAGGCCCCAACUGUGAAUGCGAGCCCAGAUACUUCAGAACGUCGAAGACGGUAUGCCCGGAUUCCAACAGAUGAUCCUGGCCAACCUCUUGCAGAAGAAGAUGCACUGGUUUUGUCGGUGUCCGACAGCUUCAUCUUGGAGCAACUACGAGGAUGGCGUCUCUUGACCUCUGCAAGCCUCUCCACUGAUGAGUGGCGAGAUGUUUUGGGCACUACGCAAGGAAAGCUGGACUAUGUCUCCAUCAGCGAUGCUCUCCAGGUACUCUAUGACGAGCAGAUGACUGGUGGCACUCAUGGAGAAGAUGAAGCUGAUGCCAAUGCAGCUCAAGAAGGUGAUCCCAAUGCCUCAGAAGCCUCUGCAGCAGAAGCUCAAAAGAUGGAGCAACUCUUGGCUGAUGGUCGCAGUUGGAGCCAAGCACAAGGAAAGGCACCUGUGAAUGCCUAUGCGCUGAACCACUAUGGUUUGGAGAUGGAGCUUCAGACCCAGCACAACGGCCCUGUGGAACAUGCCAUGCUGGCAACAAAGAAGGUGGCCACUCCGAGGAAGACACAGAUACCUCGUGAGAUCCCACCUGGCAGUGGCAUGAUCGACUCCGGAGCUACAUGCUCUGCUGGACCUGAAACCAGUGCUCAGCGGCUGGUGACAAAGAUCAUGGAAGCCGAUGCAGCAGCACAGAUCCGCGUGGAGACAAAGGAUCAACCUCGUUUUCGUUUUGGUUCUGGCAAAUGGGGACAAGCCCUCUACAAGUUGACCGUUUCUUCAUCUAUUACGGGGAGUUCACGCAGUUUUUCAUGUUUUGCACUACCUGAUCCCGAAGAACGUCAUGAAGAUUGGUUUACCAUGGACAUGCUGGUUCCUGUUUUAGUAGGUAUGGACUGGUUGAAAGAAGCUGGAGCAGUUUGGGACUUCAACGAUGGUCAUUGUUUUCUUCCUUUGAUGAAUGGUGUGGUUCUCAACCUUCCUCAAAACCAAAAGGGUCACUACAUGUUGGAUGUUGUCGAAUACCUCACUGAUGGUCUCCGAAACUCCAAGGGUCAUGCUGCAGUACAUAUCAUGUUGGAAGAACCUGAUGAAAAACCAGAAGUCAUCAACGAUCACUCCAUUGAGUUUUUCCCAGUUCAGUUUUCUGACGUUUUUGUCUCUGAGAAUGCAAGCGUUGAUGGCAAGUUCAGUCAAGCCUUCGAGUACAUGGUGAAUCGACGGAUGAAGUUGUCCUCCAACAGCAGUGUUCGGCUCAUGGGUAACCGUUUGCCCUUCGCUUCAACCCCGACAACUUCCUCUCCAAGUAGCCAUGCCGAAGGACAAGGACAAGAGCGACAUGCAGCCUCCGGACGAAUCUCGUCGGAUGGAGGGAGAUCCUCGAGACCCACGGCAUCAACGAAGCCAGUGGCCUUGCAAGGGAACUCAUGCCCCAAGCAAGGAGAUGAGCAACAGGUACGGCAUCUGGGUCAACUGCCUCCAGUGCGGGUACCGUCUAUGGUACAAGCCUCGAGUUGGCAGCCCGGCCAACUCCAUGGUGACGAUGAAUUCACCAACGUGAAGCGAGCUUUGGACGAACUACAAGGUCUUCUACCUCCGCAAGCAAUGCCGACAGAAGAGCUGGUGCGCGCGAUGAUCGAGAAGGUGGUGGCCGAGGAGCGCAUCAAGACCAUGCUGAUGGACGUCGAGAAGACCAUGCAGAAGAACGAGAAGAUCAACAAGGCCAAAUCGGCCGCAACAGCCGCAAAGGCAAAAGGGUAUGCUUCUCCGAUCCAAAGACCUCGAACACCAACACCAGAGCCUGGCCCUUCUCCUGCGUCAAGCGGAUGGCAACAGGUCUCUCCCAGCAGGAUGGACCUCAACAUGGCCUUCGAGCACCUGACAGCGGAGGAGAAGGAGCGCCUCAUGCAGCUUGCGGCAGAACGGGCAGUUCAGCCGGUGAUCAAUGUGAACAUCAGCUCGGACACGGAGCUGGAGCCUGCGUACGGGGAGCAACAGCAGUGA